Messenger RNA from Pipistrellus nathusii (Nathusius's pipistrelle), 1557 nucleotides. The record is from the annotation of a GenBank genome assembly. Lineage: Eukaryota; Metazoa; Chordata; Mammalia; Chiroptera; Vespertilionidae.
AUGGCGGGAUCCAGGCAGAGGGGUCCUCGGGCCAGAGUCCGGCCGCUUUUCUGCGCCCUGCUGCUGUCGCUCAGCCACUUCGUCCGGGGUGACGGCGUGGGAAGCCACCCCGGGUCCGCUGGUGCCGCGGGCACCCCGGCCCCGCCGCCACACCGCCGUUUCGAGUACAAAUACAGCUUCAAGGGGCCGCACCUGGUGCAGAGCGACGGGACCGUGCCUUUCUGGGCCCACGCGGGGAAUGCUAUUCCAAGUUCAGAUCAAAUUCGAAUAGCACCAUCCUUAAAAAGCCAAAGAGGAUCAGUGUGGACAAAGACAAAAGCAGCCUUUGAGAACUGGGAAAUUGAGGUGACAUUUCGAGUGACUGGAAGAGGUCGAAUUGGAGCUGAUGGCCUGGCAAUUUGGUAUACAGAAAAUCAAGGCUUGGAGGGUCCUGUAUUUGGAUCAGCUGAUAUGUGGAAUGGUGUUGGAAUAUUCUUCGACUCUUUUGACAAUGAUGGAAAGAAAAAUAAUCCCGCUAUAGUAAUUGUAGGCAACAAUGGACAAAUCCAUUAUGACCAUCAAAAUGAUGGUGCUGAUCAAGCUUUAGCAAGUUGCCAAAGGGAUUUUCGUAAUAAACCUUACCCUGUCCGGGCAAAGAUUAUAUAUUACCAGCAAACAUUGACAGUAAUGAUCAAUAAUGGCUUCACACCAGAUAAAAAUGAUUAUGAAUUUUGUGCCAAAGUGGAAAAUAUGUUUAUCCCUUCACAAGGACAUUUUGGAAUAUCUGCUGCAACUGGAGGUCUUGCAGAUGACCAUGAUGUCCUUUCUUUUCUGACUUUCCAAUUGACUGAGCCUGGGAAAGAGCCACCUACACCAGAUAAAGAAAUUUCAGAAAAAGAAAAAGAAAAAUAUCAGGAGGAAUUUGAGCACUUUCAACAAGAACUGGAUAAAAAAAAAGAGGAAUUUCAGAAGGGCCACCCUGACCUUCAAGGGCAACCUGCAGAUGAAAUAUUUGAGAGUGUAGGAGAUCGUGAGCUGAGACAAGUCUUUGAAGGACAGAAUCGUAUUCAUCUUGAAAUCAAGCAGCUGAACCGACAGUUAGAUAUGAUUCUUGAUGAACAGAGAAAAUAUGUCUCUUCCUUGACAGAAGAGAUCUCUAAAAGAGGAGCAGGAAUCCCAGGGCAUCAUGGACAGAUCUCUCAGCAAGAACUGGAUACCAUUGUGAACACUCAGCAUGAGGUUCUGAGACACGUAAAUGAAAUGAAGAAUUCCAUGAGUGACACCGUCAAGCUAGUCAGCAGCAUCCAGCAUCCUGGGUCUGCAGGAGGCGUGUAUGAGGCCACCCAGCACUUCAAUGACAUCAAAGAGCACCUUCACGUAGUGAAGCGGGACAUAGAGUCCCUAGUGCUGCGGAACGCGCCAUCAAAUGAAAGACCAAAAUGCCCAGAACUACCACCAUUUCCAUCAUGUUUAUCUACGGUUCACUUCGUUAUAUUCGUAGUGAUACAAACGGUGCUAUUCAUUGGUUAUAUCAUGUAUAGGACUCAGCAAGAAGCAGCUGCCAAAAAAUUCUUUUGA